UCCAACCUUUACUUUGUUAAGAUCACAACUUAAGCAAAACAAAACAAAUUCUACAAAAAUGAAACUCUUCGUAGCUGCUGCAUUCGCUCUCUUGGCUUUGGCUUCUGCUGAUGUCAGCCAUUUGUCCAAAUCUUACUUGCCACCCGUACAACAAUCGUACACUGGCGGCAGCUAUCAUCAACAAUCUUUCUCAUCUGGUAACGUUGGCUUCUCAGCUCCCUCUAACGAAUAUUUGCCUCCCGUACAACAAACUUACUCCGCUCCAGCUCAAUCUUUCUCCGGUCAUGUUCAACAAUCUUAUGCCGCUCCCGCUCAAACCUACUCUGCUCCUGCUGCUCAAUCUUACUCUUCAUCCGUUUCUUACUCUGGCCCAGCUGUUCAACAAUCCUUCGGUGCUCCCUCCAAUGAAUACUUGCCUCCUGUAGAACAAACCUACUCUGCUCCAGCUCCCGUCCAUCACUCAUACUCUGCUCCCUCAGUCAGCUACUCAGCUCCCGCUGUACAAUCUUACUCUGCUCCAGCUGUUCAAACUUACUCUGCUCCCUCAGUCAGCUACUCAGCUCCCGCUGUUCAAUCUUACUCUGAAACCUACUCUGCCCCUGCUGUUCAUCACAGCUAUUCGGCUCCUGCUGUUGAAACCGUCCAUCACUCCGCACCCGUAGUUCACCAAACUUACUCUGCUCCUGCUGUUCACACUGUUGCUGUUCAACACCAUCAGCACUCUGUUCCUGCCCCAGCUCCAGUUAACGAAUACUUGCCUCCCGUACAAGAAACCUACUCUGCUCCAGCUGUUCAACAAACAUACUCUGCUCCCGCUGUUCAAUACUCUGCCCCAGCUGUACAACAGACUUACUCCGCCCCAGCUGUUCAACAAACUUAUUCCGCUCCAGCUGUCCAAACCACCUACUCUGCUCCCUCUGUAAGCUAUUCUGCCCCAGCUGUUCAACAAACUUACUCCGCUCCUGCUGUCCACUAUUCUGCACCAGCUGUUCAGACCACCUACUCUGCCCCAGCUGUUCAACAACAAACCUACUCAGCUCCCGCUGUCCACUACUCCGCUCCAGCUGUUCAAACUACCUACUCUGCCCCAGCUGUUCAACACCACUAUUCUGCUCCCUCUGUCAGCUUCUCUAGCGGUAGCUCUGGUACUCAAUACGCUUCCAACGGUGGUUAUGUUUACAGAAAGAAGUAAAUCACUGUUAGAAUAUAGAAGUUAAGUUUCAUUAACGCUUUAAACGAAAAGUCAAUAUUCAUUUUUAUUU
This is a messenger RNA of Lucilia cuprina (Australian sheep blowfly), 1262 nucleotides long. Its product is annotated as cuticle protein 16.5-like. Gene Ontology annotation, molecular function: transcription coactivator activity. Lineage: Eukaryota; Metazoa; Arthropoda; Insecta; Diptera; Calliphoridae. The transcript has 4 exons. Gene Ontology annotation, cellular component: RNA polymerase II transcription regulator complex. The record is from RefSeq and is a predicted model, not a curated record. The coding region runs from base 59 to 1192 and encodes 377 amino acids. Gene Ontology annotation, biological process: positive regulation of transcription by RNA polymerase II.